GUCGAAGAUAAGGGUUCCCAAUAAGGAAAUCCAAAUGUUGCAGCUUGCACAGCCACGCCGGUCCACGUUAACCCAUACCUUGAACUUCAGCGCUUCAACACCGUUCACUGUGUCGAGCAACCAUGACGAGGCCGCAGGAUAGUUUCACUUUUACGGUUGGAAAGCUCGGUAAGUCCCUGAAUGACGCGGUGCAGAUCCUCCUGGGCGAACGUGCUCACCUCAUAGAGUUCCCAUCAAUCCUACUUCCUCCUGGAGCAACGACUGGUUCCAUAGUCAACAUCGCAGUCCACCAGAACAUCGCUGAAGAGCGGAAGCGAGACGGUGAAUUCUGGUCACUUCAAGACGAUAUUCUAGACAAGUUUGGAAGUCACUCGCCUGAUAAUCCGCAGCUCGAGCUCCGCAACGUGACCCAAACCUCUGUCACGCUCGAAUGGCCGCCCAUCAAGCUUGCUACUGCGAAACUACGUUCGCUUGAUAUAUACAAGAACGGCCAGCGCCUUGCCGCAAUUCCUAAUGCACUAAGCAACUACUCCACCAAGCUUUCUGGACUCUCCGUAGACACCCCAUACAGUUUCCAGCUCAUGCUCCGUACCUCCGCAGGAGUCUUUCCUUCGAACCUCAUCCGCGUGCGCACGCACACGAUCGCAGAUACAAGCGGCAUUUCAGUAUGUUUUGCUAAUGUCACAGACAGCGUGUUGCUGGAAAAUGCAAAACUUGCCUUGAAGGAGAUGCGCGCAAAGUGGAGCGACAAAAUUCAAAUCGACACAACUCAUUUUGUGUGCACUACCCCUGCGGUCACGCCCACGGGUGCACAGCCAGCCGGUGGUGUCGCAGCAGCUCCAGGUGCAGAAUACCAACGGGCCUUGCAGUUAAGUAUCCCCGUAGUUCAACCGCAGUGGAUAUUGGCGUGCCACAGUGAAAAGAAAAUGGUGCCAAUCUCGGGUUACUAUCUCGCCUCUCUCCCCAGCUCCGCCGCAACUCACAAAAACUUAGCAUCUCGUCAAAGCCUCCCAGCAAUACGCCACUCUACACCGCCGGCUGCAACCCCACAACGGCCCAUCCAUGAAGAAGAGGGCGAAGAGGAUCAACCGCCCCCACCACAACCGUCGCUCUCUGACAUGAGACACAAGAGCAGCGGUACGAUGGAUAGGAAUUUCAAAUUCCCAAAUUCGUCGACCCAGGGUCAAGCCCAGGAAUUACCGCCGCCUGUCCCAUCUAUCCCUACGCAAUUGCCUGCUCCUAAGGCAGGGCCCGAGGCACGUUCAAACCAUGCAAAUGAAGACGAUACGACGCCCGUGGUGGUCGUCGCGCCAUCUAGCGUGGAAGUGCCUCCCCCUCCUCCGGUGGAGAAAGAGAUCCGGAAGAGCUUCGUAGAAUCUGAGGGCGAAGAGGAAGUUGGCGAGACGGUAGAAAUUGAUUUGCGGUGAGAAUCAAAUGCUCGUCGUCUACAUUGUCAUGUAGCCCCCGGUGUCAUGAGGUAGUGGCUUUUGACUGUGUCGUGUGCGAUAAUUCCUUCGACAUACAUACUUAUCAUCGAUGUUUUAUUUCGCGUGAUGUGGUCCCACGAACAUCAUCAACAAAAGAGCCUGAACCGUAUAUGUGAA
Suillus paluster is the source of this 1604-nucleotide messenger RNA. RefSeq lists its product as uncharacterized. NCBI's taxonomy places the organism in Eukaryota, Fungi, Basidiomycota, Agaricomycetes, Boletales, Suillaceae. The transcript is spliced from 5 exons. Gene Ontology annotation, cellular component: exomer complex; trans-Golgi network. Gene Ontology annotation, biological process: Golgi to plasma membrane transport; conjugation with cellular fusion. The record is from RefSeq and is a predicted model, not a curated record. Gene Ontology annotation, molecular function: protein dimerization activity. Bases 123 to 1427 code for a protein of 434 amino acids.